UCUCGGAUCACGUGCUGCUUAUCAGAUGUUACUGAAUAGCCUGAGUCUUUUGAUUGACAUGGUACGGUUCGCGAACCUUGCCAUCCGAAUCGCAGUCGGAUCUGAGUAUGUCGUAAAUUAUUUGGCAAUUGUGGCUGCAGUAUCCACUAUAUUCCGGCUGAUAUUAUGCGCUGCCAUUCUGACAAACUUGGUUCACCACUGCGAGAUGGUUUACCGGCAAAACAAUAAGAUUAUCUGCAUCUCUGAUUACAUGCUCAUCUUCAAAAACCCUGAGCCAAAGCUGCGAGAAGCUAUUACCGAGCUUAAAACUCUGAUCCAGUCGCGACCCAUCACCUUUCACAUGGCUAACUUUAUUAGGCUGGACUACGCUAUGCUGAUGUCUACUGCUUCUGUAGUCGUAACCUAUACGAUUAUAUUAUUGCAAAGUCUUAAUUAAAAGCUUAAA
Molecule: messenger RNA, 445 nt
Organism: Ostrinia nubilalis (European corn borer)
Lineage: Eukaryota; Metazoa; Arthropoda; Insecta; Lepidoptera; Crambidae
Exons: 4
Coding region: 26-436 (136 amino acids)
Biological process (GO): sensory perception of taste
Cellular component (GO): membrane
Source: RefSeq, a predicted model, not a curated record